GCUACGCUCAUUAGUCUUCAUGAGAUAUCAACCUAUAAAGCAUCCGUGUCAAUAGUUGGCAUCGAACUUUGCUUUAUUCUCCAGAGCUCUUUAAUGUGGAGCCUUAAAUGGUCAUUGUCUUUCUUCACAAAGACAUUUCACCGCAUGGAAUUCUACAGCUAAACAGCGCAGGUAGACCUUAACAGCAACUCCAGGAACCAGAAACUCCAGUUCCUCGCAUGAGUAUAUGUUUACUAUCUACUGGAAAGGUACUGAGAGAGCGAGGUGAGCAGUAUCUCUCAAGGUGCUCCACAGGUAAGAAUAACAAUAUUGUGUUUUGUUUUGUUUUUACUGUUAGAGCCAGCGUAUAUAGUGAGUCAUGUGUUAAAAUGAUGUCUUUCCUACCGUACUGCUUUGUGAUGUGAUACAAAAUUGAAUAUGCGUCCACUUGCCAACACAUGUUUGAUUCCGUCUUCGAAAAGUGAGUGCUGAAUUGUGUAAAAGUUAACAAAGGCCUGAGAUACUUAGACUUUGUUUUUGUUUUCAAUAACGGCAGAUUUACCUUUACUGGAAAAUAUCUAUCAAAAAUAAGAAUGAACAUAAACCUUAACGUUGCCUCUGUUUCCUGGGUAGAGCUCUGUUCAUUCUCUGAUUCGAGGUGACAGAGACCGAUACAUUCCUGUGUUGUUUUUGUUUAGGUGUGGUGUCACAAUGCAUAAGGGCCAGAAGAGCGCCGGUACAGGCGGAAAUGCGGUGUUCUACAAACCAAUCGGAGGUACGACGGAAAUAAGAUCUGGAUACCUGUUCAAGUCUCCUCCCCAAAAACGGUUGAAGACAGAGAAAUCAUGGAAGAAGCGGUAUUUUGUGCUGUUCAAAGUCAGCGAGCAACAGUACCUACUGAAGUAUUUCAGGAGUCCAGAGGACAAGGACAGGCCCCUUGGAGGGAUUGAAUUAUCACACAUCUCACUGCUGUAUGUGAGCCCUGAAAACCACCAGAGAUGGAGUUGGGUCCAGAAGAACCUCAAGUGCUCUCCAUCCUGUGUGCUCUACAUCAGGGCAGCUGAGCGGGACUACUUCCUCGUUGGUGAGAACAGUGAGGAAGUGGACGGCUGGUUCUCCGACCUGUUUGAAGCCCUGAAAAACCGGCCACAUAAAUGUAUGAGUUCAGAGGAAAUAUCUAAUGAGCAGCCAACAAUUGAGGCAGAGUUGAAACUUCGGUCGCUGUCUGAUCCGUCCUCAAAUGCUUUCAAUACCGACUCUGAAAAAUCAGAGCAGGGUGAAGAUUAUGCCAAAAGGCCUUUAUCAGAGCCUGUGAAUCCAAUCUAUGACUAUCCGAGAGCCUACUUAACACAAGAGAAAAAGAUCUCAACCCGUCGCAGGAGCUUGGACAUGGUAUAUGAAUCAAUGGUCGAAAUUAGACAGAACGUACGAGUGGCACAGGCAGCGGACCUUGACGUUGAGAAGGUUACCACAGGCAGCCUGAUGAGGUCUGUCACUGAAGUCUUUGACAAGCUGAGGAUACAGCUUUCCCCAGGGCCUUCAUUCGACGAGGAGACAGCAGCUGAGGACAGAGGCGGAAGGCAUCUGACGUCAGACAGCAGCUCCAGUGACAACGAUGCCAUCUCUCCUGUAGAAAUGCUGGAGGGACAAAAUGUGCAGACACUGGAUAAAUAUAGCUCCACUGAAAGCCUUGACACCUUCACCAUCGGGGAGAGAGACCUUCUUGUCCGGCAGGCAGAUUUGAUAAAAUACCUUACACUAACAGAAGUGGAUGGGAAACCAUGUGUGUCUGUGUGGACAGGCCAGCCACAGACGGUGUGCCUGUUUCACAAAGGAGACCAAAUUCUGGCAGUUAAUGACCUGCACACCGGCAGCGUGGAGGAGUUCAACAUGUACAUGAGCAAGUGUCUCAAAAAUGAGGUGAAAGUGACCAUCCUGCGUCUACCUGGAGGCCAGCCUCUGCAUUCACCAAACUGCCCCUGCAGUGACUGACCGUUAGAUUUGAGACGGUUAUUUUCACUACGUGUUGGUUUGCACCGUGUAUUGACCACUUUAGAUAACUGACAGUAUUUUUCCAGGGCUGUGGGCAGUUCCUAUAGAUCAGUUGAUCUACUAGUUUACUCGAUAUAAACGUUUAGAGAAGCUUAAAGUGAUUAUUUGAUGACUGUAAAAUCUCAUUCACCAUGACUCGCAUUCUAUGUAAAAACGAUUCGAUCGGUGUGUAAUCAAUGAUGUGCAGUUUCCACAGAGCGUGGUUUAUGAUGUCAUUCAUUGUGUAUUGUAUUUACAGCUGGUAAGCUGUUUGUAAAAGGAAACAAAAGGCAGAGGUUUUACUGGAACAUAUUUCCUCAUACUGCCUGUAUGACGCUAAAGAAAGACAUUGUCACGAUACAAGCUCCUGAGCUCGAGCGAUCAAAUGUUGACAGUACAAGGCGUGUCGUGCAAAAAUUGUGAAAUUUGCACAGUUACUGUAUAUAGACUUCUGUAAGAAUGCUGUUUUUUAAUAAUUAUCUUCCAAUCUAAGAUGACUAGAAGCUACGGCGCUCAAGUGAAGAUCAUGAGGAUGAUGUUCUGAAUCAAUAUGCAUGAUCCUAAAGAAGUAAUUAAAUAAUAAUUUGGAAAGAUCCAUUGUUGCUACAAAUAUUCGUGUCGUACGACUGACUGUACACUUGAGCAAGAACUGUUUGCGUUGCAUGCCUAUGUCAUCACCCAGCAAUGCUGAAUCAUUUCCAGUUUGCCCAGUGGUGUGACAUGUGAAUGAAAUGUCUUUCUAAGCCAUGCCAGUCUAAUGACGCCUACUUGAGGACACAAGUAGAAGGAUACAUUGUAUGUUAAAAUGCCUUUCUUGUAUACAUGUUGUGGUUAUAGAAAAAAAAAAAAAGGGCUUACGUCCUUUCCUGACCCUUUCCCAAUUUAUCUCGAGAAUGCUUAGAAAGUAAUUAGGGGAGGAGGAAUAACAAACCAAUUAAGGAAGAGAUCAGUAUUUCAUAUUGUCCACACCUCGGGAGUGUCUUGUGAAUUAAUAUGCAGACAGAAUGGGGAUGAGCCUCAGGCUGUUCCUCACCUAUUUCUUUCCGAUAAGAAGCAGAAAUGGUGACUACGACAGCUGAGGGCAGUUUGCUGUUAUGUCAUUUAUGUUGGAAAUAUGUUUUUCUCCUUUUUUAAAUUACAUCUGGUGACCAAUGCCACUCCCGGACAAAGACAACAUCAAAGGGUUUUAUAUUUAAAGUGCAAAAUGAUGUCCACAGAAGACAAGGAAAAAUCUAGCCUCUAAAACCCUUAACAUCAAACGAUCUGACAUUGUUAAUAUUCCCAUGACAUCGUCUCAGCCUUUCCAAGAUUAAUGUUUCAAGUUUAAAUGGAGCUAUUCAACAGAUACGAGUUCUGACAAAGAAAUGAUUUGAUUUAUGAAAUGAUUUAUUUCUGAGGGCUAUUCUUCAACUGUGAUGCUCAAACUGUAUGCUGAAUUAAAAAAUACACUCUUUGUAAGUGUGCAGCAAUUGCAGGUUGUACUGUGACACUGAGUCUUGUGUUUUAUUUGUAAAAUUAUACAUUUUACCAGAUUGUUCAAACACUGACCAUUUGAUUUUCUUUAAAAGCCUUUUCUUAGACUGAGACUGCAGCAAAAUUUCAGAAUUCACCGGAAUUGUUACUAAAACUAUGCAACAUCAUUCGAAUAUUUCCAGUUCCUUUACUUCCAAAAUCCAUACAAUUAAGUUUAAGCUUCUUAUAUGAGCCACACAUUUCAUUUUCAUUAUGUAGCUUCAUGUUGGCAUUUCAAGUGUCCUCUUACUGCUAAAGACAUUCUUGUAUGUUUGACCAGUUUCAAAAAAACUAAGGAAAAAUCAGUUCAUUAUUGUAUUUGCUGAAGCACAAAGUGAGAACUACAUUUCUUGGCAGGGCACAGUGACUUACUGUGAAUAUUGAUUAAGGCUGGUGAUAUCUAUUUUCUACUGUCUAAGGUCUAUUUGGCCUUUCUGGGCAUUGACCACUGCUUGAAUUAACAGUUGGACGAAAAACUCAUUACUUGUGUUUCUUAGUUUCCAGAACUGUGCACUAACACAUUGGCCUCAUAUCAUAAAAGAUAUUAUCUUGGCAAAAUAUCCGCAUGCAAAUGCAGCUGCUUGGUUUGUAGCAAAAAGUCUCAUAAACGUUAUCAUAGUUACUGGCAGCAACAUUAGCAUUGUAGCUAAGGUGGCAUAGAGGCACAGAGGAUUAAGAUAAAGGCCUGUCAGACUUUGGCUACAUAGUCUGACAGGCCUACAGGCAAUACUGGUGAAAAGCAAUUCAUUGCUGGUUUGUGUCUUUUCAUAUGAUUUGCUGAGAAAAAACA
This is a messenger RNA of Anarrhichthys ocellatus (wolf-eel), 4312 nucleotides long. RefSeq names its product pleckstrin homology domain-containing family S member 1. Bases 691 to 1971 code for a protein of 426 amino acids. The record is from RefSeq and is a predicted model, not a curated record. The transcript has 14 exons. Lineage: Eukaryota; Metazoa; Chordata; Actinopteri; Perciformes; Anarhichadidae.